UUGACGGGAGACUGCAGGCCAUCCAAGCCCCUACCAGCCUCUUCCUGCGAGCCGAGACUCAAAGACGCCCACGAUGGUCGGUGAACAGCGCUUUGUAAUCAGUGCGCGCCUUAUCGGAGCCUUCCACUGGGACACGCCAAAACUCAAGAUGUUCAUGAUAUCUGUGUUAUGGUCUGAUGAGACUGAAGUUAUAAUAUACAGGUCCUUCCAGGAUUUCAAGAAAUUUCACAGGCAGCUGAAAAAGAGGGUCCCUCACCUGAGCCCCUUUCAGAAAAACAACAGAGUGAUCCCCAAAUUUACGAGAAACGCCAGGAGGAGCGGCAUUCAGCAGAAAGGAUCCAAGCGAUCUGUCCAGCGCAUGAAGUUUCUGGAGAGCUACUGCGACGAACUGCUCAAGUGCGACCAAACUGUGACUCGUACGUCAGAGGUUACACAGUUCUUCAUGCCUAAAGACCAGGACCUGCAGCCAGACUUCACCAAGAACAGCGUCAUGAUCCUGCUGUCCGAUGAUCUGCCUGAUGGAUCCGGUGGCGGGGGAGGGGUUGUUACUCGUCAGCAUGCAGGCAGUGUCACCCAACCGUUUGUCACCCAGACUUACCGCUGCGUGGCCGCUUACGAGACAAAGGACACCAAGAAUCGUCCAUUUAAGGUUGCUGUGGAUGAGAAGCUGGAUGUCCUGAUCAAAGACCCUGCAGGUUGGUGGCUGGUGGAGAACGAGGAUAAGCACCUGGCUUGGUUUCCUGCUCCCUAUCUGGAGUUAUUGGAAGGAGAGGAUGAUGAUGGCGCCGGAUUCCAGCAGGGAGGUGCCCUGUAUUGUGCCGUGAGGAGUUACUUGACUAAGAAGGAUGACGAGGUGUCUGUGCCCAUUGGCUCUGUGGUGGAGGUGCUGAGAAAAUCUGACAAUGGCUGGUGGAUCAUCAGAUUCAAUGGCAAGGCAGGUUACAUCCCCUCCAUGUACCUGCAACCAUUCAACAACCCACGAGCAGGCCUUUUCAGCCUGCAGAGAAAGCUGCAUAGCUCCACUCUUAACCUGGCAACCAGCGAGGAACCUCAGGCUUCUUAUUCACCCAGCAUCAACGACGAAACCAACCCAGAAAGGGAUCCUGCAGGUCAGUCCGACGGUGAGCCCAGUGUGUUUGGGCAGCUCCACAGGCCCCGAUCCCUGAAUGUUCUCUCUGAGAGCUGGUCGCCGGCACAGCCGGAGGGACAUGCCUUGACCUCAGACAGGCGUAUGCGCAGCAUGAGCAACACCAGCACCGAGUCCAGCCUCUCAAGCUACUCCUCAAACAAUGAAUCCGGCGAAGACAGCCCCGCAGGCUAUUCUGCAGCCUCACCCCAGCCUAAUGUCAGCAAUCUUAGCCUCUCAGACCACCAUGGCUCCAGCUCUAGCUUUGAGAGCUCUGGAUCGGUCAGGUCCGAAAGCAUUGAGGGGGCUCCAAAGGUGCCGCCCAGACCCAAGACUGAGGAGAUCCUGACCCGCUGCACAACUAUGACCCGCAAGGCAGCACUGGCCACCAAGACCCGGCUUCAGAUUCAGCCAGAGUCCCGUCAAAGCCGCUAAGGCUGACACUUAACACUACAAAUACUUGACUAAGUUAUAUUCUAAAUUGUAAUCUCCUGUUUAUUGAAAUCUCUUUGAUUUGAUUUGUAUUCAUGUAAAAUAUUUAACAUCUUCAACCUCCCUGAGCUUUCAAUGGGUCUGUCAGUCAAAUGUGUUUUGUGCAGUGUUGUUCAUACUUCUGUUUUAAAUUCUUGUGUUACCAAAGAUUGAAGAAAUAUCAACCUUAACAAGACAAAUGUAUACCGAUCUCAAUAAAAAAAAAUCAGGGAUCAAAUGGAGCAUGCAAUCUUGGGUAGGGUGAAUAUUUGACCAAUGCAUUUGAAUAAUGUAGCUUCAAUGAAGCGUUAAGAACAAGUUAAAGAAGAUGUAUUUGAACAUUUUUUUUUCAAGCUUUACAGCCACUUUAGGGGAAAUUUAAGUGGCUUGCUGGAGUUGAAGAGGUUAAAUAUUUACAAUGAACUGUAUUAUAUGUUUCUGUUAAGGGAAAUUCUCUGCUGCCGGUGAAGAAUGAAAUAGAGACUCCCGCCGGCCGACAAGGUUUUUAUUUUCUUUGCAAAAAAAAGGUCAAUCAACACACGAGCGGUCAAAAUGAAGAAAGACCCCAAGCAUGGGGAGAACUAAGCAUUUAUACCUGAGGAAUGCCCCUUACCCAAGAGUGUGUUUUCACACUCUUUGGUCUACUGUAGGUAUUGGUGCCGAGCUAGUGGGAGGUGGGGUAUCUCAAGUAGCUGAAACACAAGGAAAUUGAAAUUACAAUUACAGUUUCCCACCUUCCUCUUUAUUGCAGCUUAUAACAUGUAGAAAUCAGUGCAUGGCUACAAGUUCUGAACUGUUUUAUAAAAGGUGCAUUAUAACCCGUAGGAGUUUGC
This is a messenger RNA of Xiphias gladius (swordfish), 2430 nucleotides long. It is a transcript of the gene noxo1b, whose product is annotated as NADPH oxidase organizer 1b. Gene Ontology annotation, molecular function: protein binding; phosphatidylinositol binding; superoxide-generating NADPH oxidase activator activity. Gene Ontology annotation, biological process: superoxide anion generation. The record is from RefSeq and is a predicted model, not a curated record. The transcript has 8 exons. NCBI's taxonomy places the organism in Eukaryota, Metazoa, Chordata, Actinopteri, Istiophoriformes, Xiphiidae. The coding region runs from base 74 to 1561 and encodes 495 amino acids.